AUGCCCAACGAUCUGCAUGUGAAGUACUCGGUGGGCAAGAAGGGCGCGUUCCCAAAAGAGCUGGGGCUCAUCUCGGCUACAUCGUCGCGAGGCACGACGAUGGCAAUGGCCACAACACGGAAGACACUAGACUUGACUUCGAAACGCAAAAAACCAUCAAAGCGGGAGGGAAACGUAUGGAUGGUCAAUAUUGAGGGCUACACGGCUGAGAUGCGAAAGUUGUAUAUCGCCACCCAUCCGGUCUUCUCCUCCGCCCAGCUUCUGUGGGACACAGAACGGCGCGAUAAUCCCAUUACAACCGAUAUUGGUCUCCCCUCCCAAACAUCCGUCGCGCACUACAGUCGCUGCUGGGCGCAAUACCGACGACAAAUCGACAAUGCGGAAUCACCUUCGCCUGAGCUCCAAGCAAUCUCUUCCAUCGUCUUCCUUGUCCAGGUUCUCUACCUUCCCGAGAGCGGAUUCAACACUGGCAUCGUUGGUGAAGAACUAUUGGAUUGGCUGAAUACUAUUGAUGUAAGACCGACGACCGAGGAGGUAGAGGAAUUCUCACAAGAGGACGCGUGGAAGUUAGAUGGUUUCUGGAGCUUCUUACAACGGCUAGUGCUUCGAGGCCAUUUCGAGAUGGCUCAAGCAGUCCUCGAGCGACUCAUGGAUCAACAUCCCUCCGCGAUUCUCAGCAACGUCAUCCGCACAUCCCUCAUUCCUCUCCUGGAGUCUUUCCCUAGACCUAGUGCAUUCAACCAUCAAUCACAGUUUGAGGAGGCACGUUUCCGCUGGGACGCGAGUCUGAAGACGACGAGGAAGAAUUUUGAGGGGAUGUUGAAGAGCGAGAAAGGUGAUUGGGUGCAAGCGAUCCGUGGAAUCUUCGAAAUAAUGGAUGGACAGGAGCAGCGUAUCCUUGCGCUUGUGAAUGAUGGUGGCAUAGGCUGGGUAGAAGCAGCGGGUGUCUGGGGUGUCUGGGUUGACCCGUCAAUGACGCGCUCUGACCUGACCAACAAUGUGCUCGAUCAUAUUCUGGAAGUUAUGCCGCUGGAUCCGACGGAUAAUGCUCAGGCACUGAUGGCAGCUUUGAUGGGCGGAGAUUCUGUAAAGGUUCUCUUCCUAGCGGCUGAGGCAAGCAGUUGGCUUGUCGCCCAUCUGGUCGAUAUGUUCCAAAGAAUGCAGUUCCUCGAUGAAGCCUACCUUGAAGGCGGAGAAUCGCAAAACAUCAGAUCUUUCUACAUCUUGGGCUACUGUGACCACCUCCUAGCAGACCCAUCUAUGUUUGAGAUCGCCUUCGACUAUGCGCGACACAGCGGCCCGGCAGGCCGAAUAUGGCUCGCAGACAACAUCACAAGAAUACCUCUCGGUCUGGGAUCUGCCAAGGCACCUCCAGACGCCGAGGAGGAGGCUCAGCGUGCGGCGCCUGCAGAGGGAGACAUGGAUUUGGACGUAACCAUUGGCGCGAAGCAUGACUAUGUCCUUCCCGGCGACUCCCACCAACUGGAAAAGCUCAUCCGUGAUUGCAUAGCGAACAAUUUGGAAGCGGAGCUACAGGAUAUAUGCAAGAUUGCAAGUGAGACGUUUGUGCGUCAAAGACGAUACGGAUGGGCUGUUUCAUACGCUAUCAGAGCCCGUGAUGUCCGGAGAUUGCGUUGGAUCGCUGAGCGGCUGUUGCAAGAAUAUGUCCGUCAUGGGGCGGUAACUUUCCUCCGACGCGCAAGCCAACUUCCCGACUACUUCCUCCUAGAAGGUAGCGAGGACGAAGUACCGAUGCCUCCGGACCAUGCGAUCUUCGCCGCGCCCCUCACGUUCGUCUGUCGGUAUUAUCUCUUCCAGAGACUUUAUUCGGAGAGCGAGUGGAGAGAAGCUUCUGAGUUGCUCGUGAUGUUACUGAAGAGUCGUGUGGCUCCGAGAAACUGGUGGGGCGUCCUUUUAUGGGAUUCGCUCCCUUUCCUGCAGGAGGGUGAAAUACUAAUUGACUACGACGAUUCCCUCGAACUCCUCCGUUGUCUAGAGGAGAUCCACACUGGCUCAGCGUAUGGGGGUCCCGGAGAUUACCUAGAAGCAAUGGCCGGUAUGCUGACAAAGGGCGAGGAGAUUACCCCUGAAGAACGGAAGAGGGUGGAGAAGGAGGCAUUGGAUAAACUGAGUACGUUGAGGUGUAUCGAAGCUCGUGUAUCUUACAAUGAGAUAUCUUUGUAA
This is a messenger RNA of Dacryopinax primogenitus, 2184 nucleotides long. RefSeq lists its product as uncharacterized. Bases 1 to 2184 code for a protein of 727 amino acids. Gene Ontology annotation, cellular component: nuclear pore outer ring. The transcript is spliced from 13 exons. Gene Ontology annotation, molecular function: structural constituent of nuclear pore. Lineage: Eukaryota; Fungi; Basidiomycota; Dacrymycetes; Dacrymycetales; Dacrymycetaceae. Gene Ontology annotation, biological process: protein import into nucleus; positive regulation of DNA-templated transcription; mRNA export from nucleus. The record is from RefSeq and is a predicted model, not a curated record.